ACCCGGAGAGCCAUCAGCAUCUGCAAGACCCACAAUGGCUAGGCUCUGUGCUUUCCUCAUGUUCCUGAUAGUGAUGAGCCGCUGGUCAACCUGUUCUCUAGCAUGUGACCUGCCUCACACUCAUAACCUCAGGAACAAGAGAGCCUUGACAAUCCUGGCACAAAUGAGGAGACUCUCCCCUCUCUCUUGUCUGAAGGACAGAAAGGACUUUGGAUUCCCCUUGGAGAAGGUGGAUGCCCAGCAGAUCCAGAAGGUUCAAGCCAUCCCUGUCCUGCAAGAUCUUUCCCAGCAGAUCUUGAACCUCUUCACAUCAAAGGACUCAUCUGCUGCUUGGAAUGCAACCCUCCUAGACUCAUUCUGCAAUGACCUCCACCAGCAACUCAGUGACCUCAAAGCCUGUCUGAUGCAGGAGGAGGGGGUGCAGGAAACUACCCUGACCCAGGAAGACUCCCUCCUGGCUGUGAGGAAAUACUUCCACAGGAUCACUGUGUACCUGAGAGAGAAGAAACACAGCCCCUGUGCCUGGGAGGUGGUCAGAGCAGAAGUCUGGAGAGCCCUGUCUUCCUCUGCCAACUUGCUUAAAAGACUGACUGAGAAAAAGGAGUGAGUCCUGAGACAAAGUGUGGAAAAUUCUCCCCUGGACUAGAACAUUGCAUCUCACAUUAUAAGCUCUUCUUUAAAAACUCUCACUAUUUUCAGUAAGAAUACAAUCAACUUGCCUAGAUGUUUUAGCAAUACUGAGCAAUUAUUUUCAAUAUGUAAAACCAUGUUUGUAUCUGCACCCAUUUGUUCUUAUUUAUUUAUUUAUUUUUAUUUAUUGAUUUAUUUAUUGUGCUAGCAAUACAAUUUAAGGUAAUUAUGUUAAAUACUUCAGUCUUAUAUUUUUAAUGUAGCAAAUUAUCAUUUGUAAUUAACUUAUUUUGUGUUCAAAUAAAUUUGCUUU
This is a messenger RNA of Mastomys coucha (southern multimammate mouse), 943 nucleotides long. RefSeq names its product interferon alpha-11. Gene Ontology annotation, biological process: cytokine-mediated signaling pathway; T cell activation involved in immune response; natural killer cell activation involved in immune response. Lineage: Eukaryota; Metazoa; Chordata; Mammalia; Rodentia; Muridae. Gene Ontology annotation, cellular component: extracellular region. Bases 35 to 607 code for a protein of 190 amino acids. Gene Ontology annotation, molecular function: cytokine activity; type I interferon receptor binding. The transcript has a single exon. The record is from RefSeq and is a predicted model, not a curated record.